CUCCUUGCAAACAUUUCAAACACCCAUUUCAUUCUUCCCACCCUUAAAAUUUACAGCCAAGAAAAAAAAAAAUACUCUAAUUUCCAACCAAUAGAAAAGAAGAAAAAGAUCAUUAGUAUUCAUAUCAAAAAAAAUGGAUGCUAAAAGAUGUUCUAGUAAUAAUCUUCCUCCUGGUUUUAGGUUUCAUCCUACUGAUGAAGAAUUAAUCAUACACUACCUUAAAAAUCAAGCCAUGUCUAAGCCUUGCCCUGUUUCAAUUAUUCCUGAAAUUGAUAUAUACAAGUUUGAUCCUUGGCAAUUACCCGAUAAGGCAGUCUUUGGUGAAAAUGAAUGGUACUUCUUUACUCCAAGAGAUAGGAAAUAUCCGAAUGGAAUCCGACCCAAUCGAGCGACGUUAUCGGGUUAUUGGAAGGCCACGGGUACGGAUAAAUCCAUAUAUAGUGGAGCUAAGUAUGUUGGUAUUAAGAAGGCUCUUGUGUUUUACAAGGGGAGACCUCCUAAGGGUUCUAAGACUGAUUGGAUUAUGCAUGAAUAUCGUUUAACUGAGACUAAACAUCUACCUAUCAAGCAACAUGGAUCCAUGAGGUUGGAUGAUUGGGUGCUAUGUAGAAUAUACAAGAAAAGGCAUGUGGUAAGGGUAGAGGAGAAAACAGAGGAAUUAGCUUCACCACAAGGGCAAUUAAGCAUUGGAGGAGAAAGCAAUGUUUCUAGUGAUCAAAAUCAACAACCAUUGAAGUUCCCAAGGUCUCAAUCAUUAUCUUACUUAUUGGAUUUGGACUAUUUGGGCCCAAUUGCCCACUUAUUAAAUGACAACACAUCAUAUAAUGAAAGCUUUGAUCACCAAACAAGCAUGGGAAGUAAUGUUAUUAUGGACCCCAAUAUGGGCCCAAUAUUGUCAUACCCGAAUACUAUUGGAUUAAGCUACCACCAGAUAAAUGGGAACCCAUUUUAUAAAUAGGAGUAGUUUUAUAAAGCACCUCCUAGAUUGUUAUGCAACAUACAUGUGCAUAGUGAAUAUAGUCUUAGGAACUCCAAUUGUAAAUAUUAUUGUUCCUUGAUCAAAUGUUGGUUUUCUUGUUUUUUUUUUUUUUUACCUCAAAGUAGAGAUUACUAAUAUUUCUUUUGAUGAUUUCUGUAAAUAUUAGAGGUGUAAUUAAUAGGUAUGAAUAAACUAAUUAUAUGA
Messenger RNA from Beta vulgaris subsp. vulgaris (sugar beet), 1183 nucleotides. RefSeq names its product NAC domain-containing protein 2. The transcript has 3 exons. Gene Ontology annotation, molecular function: DNA binding. Bases 134 to 958 code for a protein of 274 amino acids. The record is from RefSeq and is a predicted model, not a curated record. NCBI's taxonomy places the organism in Eukaryota, Viridiplantae, Streptophyta, Magnoliopsida, Caryophyllales, Amaranthaceae. Gene Ontology annotation, biological process: regulation of DNA-templated transcription.